Acanthamoeba castellanii str. Neff is the source of this 471-nucleotide messenger RNA. RefSeq names its product exportin 7, putative. Bases 1 to 471 code for a protein of 156 amino acids. Gene Ontology annotation, biological process: protein export from nucleus. Gene Ontology annotation, molecular function: nuclear export signal receptor activity; small GTPase binding. The transcript is spliced from 3 exons. The record is from RefSeq and is a predicted model, not a curated record. Gene Ontology annotation, cellular component: cytoplasm; nuclear pore. Lineage: Eukaryota; Discosea; Longamoebia; Acanthamoebidae.
AUGAAUGCAAGCGAUUUAGCGACGUUCGAGGCGCUCAGCGAGAAGCUUUAUACGAGCAACCAGGCGCAAGACAGGGAACAGGCCGGCCGGCUCUUGCAUCUCUUCGUGCAGCCCCCAGCGAAGCUCGACUUCUCCCUCCUUACGCAGGCCCAGUUCGUGUUGGACCACUCCUCUUCCCGCUACGCGCUCGUGCUCGCUGCCACCGCCCUCUCCAAGGUUAUAGGCGAUCAUUGGCCCGCUCUGCCAUCCCAAACCCGGCUCGGUCUCCGGACCUAUCUCCUCAACCUGAUGGGCACGAAGGGUACCACGCUCGACGAUUUCGUGGCCAUCGCGUUGGUGAAGCUCGUCUGUCUGGUACUCAAGCUCUCGUGGAUGGAGAAUGCCGAGCAGACGAAAGAGAUCAUGCAGCGCCUGGGGCAGUGUCUGUGCCACAUUGCCACCUGGGCUUGCGCAUCUUGGGUCACCUGGUAG